Marasmius oreades (fairy-ring Marasmius) is the source of this 735-nucleotide messenger RNA. RefSeq lists its product as uncharacterized. The coding region runs from base 1 to 735 and encodes 244 amino acids. The record is from RefSeq and is a predicted model, not a curated record. The transcript has a single exon. Lineage: Eukaryota; Fungi; Basidiomycota; Agaricomycetes; Agaricales; Marasmiaceae.
AUGAAUGAUUCUCGUGCUAGCACGGUGCCGCAACGUUCAAGUCGCCCCCAAUCCCAACCAUCACCUACUCGUAGUACCGCAGGUCGUCGUGGUACGGAUGAACGACCAGAUAGCAUAGAACUCCCCCACACAAACAAGAGGAAACCCCUAUCCGACGCCAAAUCCACAACGGACUCCAGUGUAGAGGCCUGCUCGUCUACUCGGGAUCCUAGUAAACCACAAACUUCACCCACUCGACGCCCUCACCUUCCACCUCAAGAUGCACAAGUUGAAAGCUCUCAAGAUGAGGCAUGGAGGGUCCAAGAGGCUCGCAUCGCCCUCUUGAACGGUGGCCAUCACUGCUGUUAUACAAUACCACUGGAGCAGAUGAUGAAUGCACUGUUUCCAAGGAAAGAUGAGCGGAAAACUGAGGAAUUAUGUGAGUUGUUGAAGGAUAAGGGCAAGUACCUCAAGCGAGGUAGAUCCGUCCCCGAAGAGCAAGUGUUCAAGUCCUUCGGGGAGUUGAAUGAGGAAAUCACAGAGUGUUUUGAAGAACUUCGGAAGUCGAAUCCCUACCUUCCUCAAUGUUCCGCCGAGCUCUAUGUCUGCGACGAUCCGUCACGAAACACUGACAGACAAAAGCAUUCUAGGCCAGAUGCGGGAAUCACUGAGACUGUAGAAGUCGGUGAUUUUCACAUAGUUUUUCACCUACCUUCAGCCGGACUUUCACAUAGCCUUAUUAGUGAAAAUAGGUAA